AUGCCAGAUUACGGCAACAAUAAUGGCCCUGAAGCGUCUCUGGGACUCAAUGUUCCAGAUAAUCUGUGGGAGAUCGAUGAUCCGUUCCUCUGUCUGGCCACCCAUGAACGCAUGUUACUCCCACAUGCAGACACCUACCCACAGACCGAAUUGAGUGGAUCAGUUCAGCAGCAGAAUGCGCUCAUGGAGAACGUUGAUUUUGAGUCCGAGACAUGCCUGGACUCGUCCAAGGGCCGGUCGAUGACAGGGCUAUACCGUGGAUACGACUCUGGAAUGAGCCAGGCUGAUGUGUUGCCAUCCUCAUCUUCAAUCAAUCUGUACGACCCCGGGGAGCAUGGGACCAUCUCGCAUACGGAUAAAGAGUUAUCUAUCACCGUGGGGAAAUUAACGAGUACGAUAAAGGAAUUUGGUGACCUUUCACGAAUGCUGGAUAACAAGGUUGAUCGCCUCAACAGCCGCUUCGACGAUCUUGAGGAGCGCUGUGUUGGCAGUAUGGAGCGCUCUCUGGGAACUAUGGAGCGUCGUAUGGACAAAUUGACACAAAAUGUGGAAAAUUUGUCUCGGCAGACAGAAGGUUUGGAGACGAAAUUCCAAACUGUCAAUGAUUAUCUACUGGAGGUUAUAAGGCGGGAACAGAUGGUGAUGCAGGAGUUUGGUGACUUGGCGAGUCACUACCAUGAGCGAGAGCGAGCCAUAUAA
Molecule: messenger RNA, 699 nt
Organism: Penicillium bovifimosum
Lineage: Eukaryota; Fungi; Ascomycota; Eurotiomycetes; Eurotiales; Aspergillaceae
Exons: 2
Coding region: 1-699 (232 amino acids)
Source: RefSeq, a predicted model, not a curated record